Rotaria sp. Silwood2 is the source of this 810-nucleotide messenger RNA. NCBI's taxonomy places the organism in Eukaryota, Metazoa, Rotifera, Eurotatoria, Philodinida, Philodinidae. The record is from the annotation of a GenBank genome assembly.
AUGUCGAUACGUCAUAAUGAAAUGCUGACAAUGGAUUCACGCAUAACACUUUCUGAUAAAAAUACAAUGUCACGACUUGGUCUUGGAACAUGGCGAAGUGAACCAGGCAAAGUUCAAAAUAUAGUUAAAGAAGCUAUAUUAAAUUGUAAUUAUCGACAUAUUGAUUGUGCAUGGUUAUAUAAAAAUGAAAAUGAAGUUGGUAAUGGUAUACAUGAAGCUUUAGAAUUGAGUCAAGGAAAAAUAAAACGUGAAGAUUUAUUUAUUACAACGAAAUUAUGGAAUCAACAUCAUGUACCUGAAGAUGUUCAAUGGGCUAUUCGUGAUAGUUUAAAAAAACUUCGAUUAGAUUAUGUUGAUCUUUAUUUAAUACAUUGGCCUAUUGCUUUUAAAAAUAUGACUGAAAAUGUAUGGUCACAAAAUGAAGAUAAAACAGUUCGUUAUUAUGCUGAAGAUGUAACUAUUGCUGAUACAUGGAAAGCAAUGGAAAAUUUAGUUGAUUUAAAAUUAGUACGUUCAAUUGGUUUAUCAAAUUUUAAACCCUUACAAAUUGAUGAAAUUCUUAAAAUAGCUCGUAUUAAACCAGUUGUAAAUCAAGUUGAACUUCAUCCAUAUUUAAAUCAAGAAGAAUUACGUCAAUAUUCUAAAAAAGAAAAUAUUAUUCUAACUAGUUAUUGUCCAUUAGCAAAUUUAAAACGACCAAAUGAACGUGAAGAAGAUGUAUCACCAUUAUAUAAUCCAAUAAUUGAACAAAUAGCUAAAUCAAUNAGUGAUUGGUUUGAAAGUGACCAUCAAAAAAUUAAUAUGAGAUAA